AACGGAGAGUAGGAUACGGAUCGGGCAUGAGGAGGGGCCGGUCUUGUCUGGUCUGGUAUACGGCCAUGGGGUUCGGAGCACAUGUGUACGCUACACGCUGCUGCCGGACCCACUCCCUUAAAUUUAGAGCUCGUAUUUUUCUGAGGCCAGCUUUCUCGGUUUAGGAAAUUGGGUUUCUCUCUUGAAGGUGUGAGCACCGUGUGUCUCUUCUUAUGAGCCGCUGUUUCGCAGGGUGUGGGAAUUCUUUUCCCAGCGACGUCGCGUGGUGCGUGAGUUGGGGGAACCUGGUGUUGCGAGGGUGGGAACUGUUUGAAAUUUAUCUUCGAAUUGUGAUCGAGAGGAGGCAAUUGAAGUCGGGAUCAGAGAGACGUGGAUGGGACGGGGAUAGAGACCUGCGUCUGUUGCAACUGCUUCGGAUUCCUAGACAUAUGCUGUGUGCACUAUAGCAAGAAGCUCGGAGAUGGCCACACGAGAACCACCAUCACGAUUUGGUGGCUAUUGUGAGUUCAAGGUGGAUCCUGUCUCCACUGGGAACGGCGAGGCAACUUCCAGCAGCAACGAUGCGUUGCAUCUCGGACGGCAGCAGUCCUUGCUACUGCUGCUACCCUUGGAGUUGAGGAUUGAGAUUUUUUCACGGUUGGAUGCACACAGUGUUAUCAAAUUGCAAAGCGUUUGCAAAGAUCUUCGCGAUGUUUCACGCCAGCUUCGGUUAUUUCCAAUUGAGAGUCUAACUUCAUCAAAAGACGCAUCACACACUUUUGCUCCCGUGGCUUUCCUUGUUGCUAAAGGGGAGAAGUGGAUAUGGGCAGGUUACGAUCCGACGGCCAAGUUCUGGAAAUGGCUGCCAUCUUUCUCGGCUCUUCUCGUGGCAACCGAUCACCCUGACACGGUGCUGGCAGCAUCGGACGGACUGCUCUGCGCUUCCUCGGAAGGACUCAUCUGCGCUCUGGUAAGAGGGACGAUCUUCCCGGUGACGGUCUGCAAUCCUUUAACCAAAGAACAUAGGCGACUGCCGCCCUUGACGAAACCCCGGUGCCCCGACCUCCUCUAUAUUCUACGAGACACCAAAACACCCAACAGGUACAGGAUUAUCGCUUCGGGAGGGUACUCUUUGGUCGCGGGGGAGUACACCAUCAUCCGAAAAACCGAGUGUUACGACUCGGCCACGAAUUCUUGGACUGAGACGAGCAAUUCCCCCCAGGGGCUACGAUUGCAACGCUACCAAAAUGGCGUCUAUUCCAACGGAUUCCUCUACUGCUUGGCGCGUGGGCCGCAACUCGACAAUUUGUUACUGGCAUACCAUGUGGACAGCGGGACGUGGGUUAGGAACCUAAGCUGCGAGUUUCUCCGCAACUACGACGCAUGGGGCGGCCCGAUGAACGCCCAGUUUGUGACAUGCAAUACCGCUGUUUACUACUAUGAGGAAUUUCACAUCCAGGGAACUCGCCUUAAGGGCUUUACCAUCGACGAGCUCGCCACGAUCGAGGAGAUCCUCCCGACCGGCGUUCUCGCGACUCUGGACGCUUGGAACAACCCCGAGCCCAGCGCGGAGAGGGACAAAUUCUUCGAGGCUAUGCUGGGCGCGUCCCGCAAGCAAGGCAAGCUGCGGCGUUUGCUGGUGGAGCAUCGCCCGCUGUGCCAGUCGCGGGGCACGUGUGUGGCUCAAGGGCGCCACCAAGUCUGUGUCUAUUACCCAAAAGAAGCUAAGGGCAUGGUGUAUAGCUUUCACGACAAGAGCAACCCACACAAGGAGCGGCUCCCGGAGAUGAACCCCACAAGCCAGUACUUGAACGCCGACAUGAUGGAGCUCCCCGAAAGCCAUUUGCAGCCAUUGCCGUGCCCGUUUGAGCUCAGCUUCUCCGCUCUCGUGUGAUUCCCACAUCUCUCUCGCAAUCUCGUGAUCUCUUCUCACUUCUUUGCUCGUGUAUCAAAUCUCUUAGCUGCACCAUCUUCUUCCCCGACUCAUUGUUGUAAAUAAAUCUUAUCACACCCGUGGCUGAUCGAGAAUCCUUCUAGUUCGCGGAUGCCGAGAGCUUUCCUACAUAUCUCCAACGCUCCGUGAAAAAAAAAAAAAAAAAAAAAAAAAAAAAAAACAGUCCUGUAGAUGGUAUGUCUCUUAUCUUCUUGUUUGCCCAGUUAAACCUCGUAGCUCAAAAUCUGACUCCACAAAAGAGUAGUUCCAGAGUUGUUACUACCAUAUCUCUACCGACAAAUCAUCAUGUUAAGCAUGUAGAAUCUUUCUAUUUCA
This is a messenger RNA of Physcomitrium patens, 2248 nucleotides long. RefSeq names its product F-box/LRR-repeat protein 10. Gene Ontology annotation, cellular component: SCF ubiquitin ligase complex. Gene Ontology annotation, molecular function: protein binding. Gene Ontology annotation, biological process: SCF-dependent proteasomal ubiquitin-dependent protein catabolic process. The record is from RefSeq and is a predicted model, not a curated record. Lineage: Eukaryota; Viridiplantae; Streptophyta; Bryopsida; Funariales; Funariaceae.